GUGGAGCUGAGACAGGCUCGGCAGCGGCACAGAAUGAGGGAAGACGAGACAGAGAGAGUGGGAGAGAGAGAGAGGCAGAGAGAGAGAGGGAGAGGGAGAGUGACAGCAGCGCCCGAUGCGUUUCGCCGGCUUCCAUCACUAACCUCCCGGAGGUCAUCAAGCCAAAUUUAUGAGUGGCCGCUCGAGUCACGUGACUCUAUUUAAGGCUCCCUUAUUUGGGAAGAGCGCAUAGGAUAAAGAAAGAGAUAUCUCCACCUAUAAAUUGUGCACUUUGGAGAACAAAAAACCCCUCAACUUCAAAGAGUCACAAAUCACCCUUAAUCAAAAAGGGUGCAGAAAAUUUUUUUUUUGGGCCCUCCCCGCCAUGAGCUCCUACGUAGCCAAUUCAUUCUAUAAGCAGAGCCCCAAUAUCCCUGCCUAUAACAUGCAAACUUGUGGGAACUAUGGAUCGGCCGCAGAGGUGCAGGCAUCCAGGUACUGCUACGGUGGAUUGGACUUAAGCAUCACUUUCCCACCGCCUGCGCCUUCCAACUCUCUCCACGGGGUAGACAUGGCAGCCAGCCCCCGGGCUCACCCCGACCGCCCCGCCUGCAGCGCCGCGGCCGCUCCGGGACACGCUCUGGGCAGAGACGAAGCGGCUCCUCUGAACCCCGGGAUGUACAGUCAGAAGGCGGCUCGCCCAGCGCCGGAGGAGCGAGCUAGGAGCACUGGGGAGAUCAAAGAGGAGCAGGCGCAGACAGGGCAGCCCGCCGCCCGGAGCCAGCCACCGGCCCCGCCACAGAUUUACCCGUGGAUGACCAAACUGCACAUGAGCCACGAGACGGACGGCAAGCGGUCCCGAACCAGUUACACGCGCUACCAGACUCUGGAACUGGAAAAAGAAUUCCACUUUAACCGCUACCUCACUCGCCGCAGGCGCAUCGAGAUCGCCAACAACUUGUGUCUCAACGAGAGACAGAUCAAGAUCUGGUUCCAGAACCGCAGGAUGAAGUGGAAGAAAGAUUCCAAAAUGAAAAGCAAAGAGGCUCUCUAGAGGCGGGGGGGCCCCGCACACAGCGCCCCGAGCCCGCUUUCCUCCCCGCGCCUUUCCUCCUCGGGUUUCCUCUGUCUGUGUCUGGGGCACGGCCGGGCGGCCGGGCACCGGCUCGGCCCCGCAGACAAAAGCGCUUCCCCCGGCUUCCCGCACCCUCGCCCCUCGCCCAGCCCAGGGCCCGGCGGGGCGG
This is a messenger RNA of Canis lupus familiaris (dog), 1223 nucleotides long. It is a transcript of the gene HOXC5, whose product is annotated as homeobox C5. NCBI's taxonomy places the organism in Eukaryota, Metazoa, Chordata, Mammalia, Carnivora, Canidae. Gene Ontology annotation, biological process: anterior/posterior pattern specification; regulation of transcription by RNA polymerase II; embryonic skeletal system morphogenesis. Gene Ontology annotation, cellular component: nucleus. Gene Ontology annotation, molecular function: DNA-binding transcription factor activity, RNA polymerase II-specific; RNA polymerase II cis-regulatory region sequence-specific DNA binding. The transcript has 3 exons. The coding region runs from base 365 to 1033 and encodes 222 amino acids. The record is from RefSeq and is a predicted model, not a curated record.